Messenger RNA from Orbilia oligospora ATCC 24927, 1722 nucleotides. RefSeq lists its product as uncharacterized. The record is from RefSeq and is a predicted model, not a curated record. The coding region runs from base 1 to 1722 and encodes 573 amino acids. The transcript is spliced from 2 exons. Lineage: Eukaryota; Fungi; Ascomycota; Orbiliomycetes; Orbiliales; Orbiliaceae.
AUGCUGCUUGGCCGACGACUCUCCCCCUUCCGCCUAGUAAUCUAUGGCAUAAUCGCUUUCAUCACAAUCACCUUCUUCACAAGCUUAUCACCAGUUCCGUUACCAGCGCCAGCAACCGAAGCCAUCACAAACAUCCAAACCAAAGCGAAAGAGAAGCUUGGACCACAUUUACCAGGCUGGUACGAAUCGGGGGUGCACAAAACCCCACAACCGACCAACGGAACAGCGUCAACGUCGUCAUGGUACGAACAUUGGACGUGGCUAAAUCCAUUCGGAAGCUCUAAGGACUUUUCGGAUAGUAGAACUGUUUUACCGCCGUUGCCGAAGAGGUGUAGUAUUUAUGCUUAUUAUGAUCAGGAUGUUAAGAAGGAAGGACAGGGGAAGGCUGACGAUGCGGUUAUGUUGGCUUGGAGGAGGGCUUGGUGGGCUGCGGGGUUCGAACCGGUGAUUUUAAGUCCGUUGGAUGCGAGGAAACAUGGGUUGUAUAAGAAGGUCAAGGGACGGUUGGGAGCUAAGAAGGAAAAGUUGGAGUAUAAUAUCCUGAGAUGGUUGGCGUGGGAUAGAAUGGGGACUGGAGUGCUGUCUGACUUUAGGAUCUUUCCAAUGGGUACAGCAGGUGACCCUGUAAUCCCUUUCCUUCGUCGCUGCGAUUACGGACAAUCAGUCACCCGAUUUACAGGACUGGGUAGCGCUCUCUUUGCUGCCGAUUCCACAUUAAUUAAAGCCGUUGUCAACAAUAUAACUUCAAUCGACUUGUCUACCGUUCCAGAGGAUAUCACAUCCCCAGCCGACCUAGCAGCAGACUUCUUCACAGCCGACCCGAAACCAAACAGCAUAGCCUACUACUCUCGCAAAGUCGUUAACGACAAAUACGCCACCUUGGAACCUCACCAACUUCCAAAAUUGAUCAACGCACAUUUACACAGUCACUUCCUAUCACAAUAUCCCGGCGGAGUACAAGUACUCAACCCGAUCAAAGACUUGAGCGGCGUAUUCUCACUAAACUCCUACAACCUCGCACAAAAACUUUUGCAAUGUCCGGAAUCACCUAUACGAGACACCUUUGCACCUCAAAAGACUGAAGAAAGACCUCUUUGUGGUAACGAAAACAUCCGGGUUACGGCACAAUACGUUGACACCGCGGCGUUUACAAUCGCAGGGAUACCCCAUCCGAUGACAUUCCAGGGACUCAUGAACAACAGGUUAAUACCAGAGUUAGAUUGGGUAAGAAGGAAUAGUUCAAGAGAUAUAUUUGUCAAAGCCGUUACCGAAGGUAUUGCGGAGAAAGGAACCGGAUCGGCCUAUAGAGCUGUAAAGCUCAAAGAGUUAAUAGCGGCAUCUCUUACCUCUUCGCUUCAAUCAUCGGAUGGGAAAGGUAGUGGUGUUGCGGUUUCUAUAUGGGGUCCCUUGGAGAGAACAUGGGAUUUGAAGGAGUUGGAGUGGACGCUCGGGUUCACACUUUCAGAUAUUCUUCCUGCUGCGCCGCAUUUUGAUCAAGGGGAGGAUACGGUUAGAAAACAUAAGCAGAUUAUUGAAGAUUCGAAGAGGGCGAUUAAGGCGACAAGUACGGGCCUGAAGAAAUUGAGAGGAGCGAUUGAAGGGUGGAGUUUGGCGGAUUUUGAAGUGUGGAAGUUUGUUGAUGCAUUUGAGGAGAGAAGAAGGGGUGAGAGAGAAGCGUGGGUUAAGAGAGAGAAGGGGUUCGGAAAGGGGUUGGAGAAGUGA